AUGAACAUUAUUCUAGAAGUAAUAGUCAAACCCCAUUUAGCCAUUUCAAUUUUUGAACCCAACAAAACAAAAUCUUUUCUGAUUCCUCUCAACAACAAUCACCCAAAACACCUUCAAAAAUCCAAAUCAAUCUCCCUCUCUUUCUUCAACCCUUUCUUUGGGUGAAGAACCUCUGCAUGUAUCUUUCUAGAGAUAGAAAGAGAAAGAGAGAAAGAGAGAAAGAGAAAGAACAAGAGCAAGAAAGUGACCAUUCAUAGAAAGUAAGAGUAUGUGACUGUGUGGGGGGAUCACUUUCAGAAAGGAGUAAAGCACAAACUAUCAGUGGUAUUGAAGUUUUCUAUGUUAUGGACCAAAAGAUCUUGUUUCUUGGUGAGGUGUACUUACAUUUGAUUGCAAGACCAAGGUUGUAGAAAUUUGAAUCGAUAUUGUGUUGACCGGGAGAAAAUGACAUCAGAUGUGCCUAUUGACUAUGCUGUAUUUCAAUUGUCUCCUGGACGGUCUUGCUGUGAUUUGCUUGUUUCUUAUGAUGGCACCACAGAAAGGCUUGCCUCUGGACUUGUAAAGCCUUUUGUUACUCACUUGAAGGUUGCACAGGAGCAAAUUGCUUUGGCUGUGAAAUCAAUUAAACUCGAGGUCGACAGAUAUAAAAAUGCUGAAACAUGGUUUACUAAGGGAACUGUUGAGAGAUUUGUGCAAUUUGUUGGCACACCUGACGUUCUGGAGAUGGUCAACAAAUUGGAUACAGAGAUGUCUCAGUUAGAAGCUGCUCGAAGAAUCUACUCACAGGGAGAAGGCGAUGAUCAGUCCAAUGCAUCAGGUGGGGAUGGACCAGGAGCCUCUGCAGCAUCGGAUACCACAAAGAAGGAGCUCCUAAGAGCUAUUGAUGUGCGGCUUGUAGCAGUUAAACAGGACCUGACAACAGCUUGCACCCGUGCCUCUGCUGCUGGUUUUAAUCCUGAAACCAUCUCAGAAUUACAGCUUUUUGCUGAUCGUUUUGGUGCUCAUCGCCUCAGUGAAGCCUGCAGCAAAUUCAUUACCCUCUCACAGCAACAUGGUGAGCUCUUCAACAGCAUUCAACCAACAUUGACACGGAAGUCCUCAUCUGAAUAUGUCCUUCGGUCUUCAUUCAGUUCUGAUAUGUCCAUUGAUGAACCCUGUGAUGAUCAUCCCAAGCAAUCUACCAUUCCCAAUACCACGACAAAAAUCACCUUCCCAUUACGCCAGCUUUCUUGGGAGCCCAGUCCUAGCCCUGUUGAUAAUGGAGAGGAAAGAGAAAACAAUAAAGAUAAAACCAUUGGAAAAGAUAAAGCGAUGGACCCCACCACUUCAGCUGGUAAUUCAAAGACCGAGUCAGAUGCAUCUUCCUCGACGUCAACAUCCACACCUCAACUUACCAGGCGACUCAGCGUGCAAGAAAGAAUAAGUAUGUUUGAGAACAAGGCUCAGAAGGAAGGUUCCCCCACUAUUAGUACUGUUGCUUCUGGUGGGGGGAAACCUGAGCUCCGUCGACUGUCAUCUGACGUUACUUCUUCCACUGACAAGGCUGUCCUGCGGAGAUGGAGUGGUGCCAGUGACAUGAGUAUUGAUGUUAGUGGGGAUAGAAAGGAGCCUGACAGCAACGCCAACACUCCAACACCCACAUCCACAUCCACAUCCACUUUUACGUCCAACCCUGUUUUUCCUCCAAAGCCAAAGGAUCAGUGUGAUUUAAAGAUGGAGGGGUUUCAAGAAAGUAAGCUUCCAGUGAAACCAAAAAUUAGCUCCCAUUUGGCUGUUUCCUUUAGUGGUCCGGAGGAUUCUCCAUCAUUUGAGGCAAAUACUAAGAUCACUUCUUUCUCAGGAAAAUCAUCAGAGAGUGUGGGAUCAAUGGAUGAAUCAAGUGGUAGGAUAGUUCAUUCGACUGUUAAACCUUUUUGUGAGAGUGAGGGAUUUGGGUUGGAGAAUCAGCCAUUGCCUAUUCAUACUCAUCUCAGGUCUCGUCCCGGGACAGCAGAACAGUUUAGUUCCUCAGAUGAGAUGAUUGUAAGGAAGGCAAAGAGUUCUGUAGGUGGUGAAAGCAAACCCCAGGAAGAUAAUGGGAAAAGUUUUGGGGCAUCUGCAUCUGGAUUCAAUGGAAGGUCUCGAGAUUUACACGUUGAGGAAGAGUAUGAGGAUAAGCGGUUGAGGGAUCAGCAGGCUCAAAAAUCAACUUAUAGGACAUCUCAUAAGACAACAGUUAAAAUUGCAUCAGAAUCCGUGGAUCCUGUAGUUGCUUGGCCUGUAAAUCAAGACAAAAAAGGUAAGGGUGAUUCCGUUGAGAAGCAGCCUGUCCUUUCAUGCACACAAAUGGAAGAUUCUGGUCCCUACAGAGGAAAGGUUCAAGGAUGUGGUUCUUCUUUUGAUCAAGAGGAGAAGCCUGUUUCUAGGUGGGAAGAGAGUGAUUCUAAACGUCCAUUGGAUUCGACGGGGAAAUUUGUACUUGAGAAUAAGGAAGUAGUUUCUUCAUCUUCAGUACCUGUGGAUCAAGUUCAGAGGAUAAGGCAGACAAAAGGAAAUCUGGGGAUGAAUGAUGACCUGAAAAUGAAGGCCAAUGAGCUUGAGAAGCUAUUUGCUGAGCACAAACUCCGUGCUCCUGGUGACCAAUCAAAUUCUGCUCGAAGAACCUGGUCUGUUGAUACACUUAUUGAGCAGGAGAUGGCUUCUGCUGAUAGGAAACAGGCAGUAGAGACUUCUGUCCUGAUGACUACCUUAAAGCGGGAGGCUGAGCCUGCUGCUGGCUCCAGUAGUAAGGAGAAGAAUUAUCCUACACCAUUGAUGAAAACUGUACAUAAGCAGGAAUACGAUGUCACCCCUAAGCAAAACAUCUACAGCCCUAGUUUUGCAGAUGAUUCUAGAGGAAAAUUAUAUCAGAAGUAUAUGCAAAAGCGAUAUGCCAAGCUGAAGGAAGAUUGGAGUUCAAAAGGGGCUCAAAAGGAAGCCAAGAUGAAGGCAAUGCAAGAUAGCCUUGAGAAAACCAGAGCUGAGAUGAAGGUCAAGUUGGCAGGUUCUGCAGACAAGAAGAAUUCUGCCUACAAUUCUGUUCGAAGGGCAGACAAAAUGAGAUCAUUCCAUGUAGAAUCAGCAACAAAGAGAAAACAGCAUAUAAUAGACGUGUACAUGAGUGAUGAGGAUGAAGAGCAAGGUGAAGUUCUUGGAAAGAAGCUCAGUGAGACAUAUUUGGAGGAUUCUUCUGGAAAUGCACAUAGCAAAAAGGUUACGUCGAGCAAAAGUGCAGCAUCAUCAACUCCUCGUAACUCAGCAAUACCUAUUCCUCGAUCUUCUGGAAAAGUCUCUAACUCUACAGCAGGGAGACGGACGUUGGCUUCUGAUAAUGCUCUCGUUCAGUCUGUUUCUAAUUUUUCUGACUUGCGGAAGGAAAACACAAAACCUUUGUCUGCAGGACGUAAACCUGUUCGUCCUCAGAGAAACCAUGCUCGUAAGAAGAGUGUUAGUGAGGACUUGCCACUUUUCAAUGAAGAAAAGCCACGUCGUUCUCACUCCUUGAGAAAGAGCACAUCAAUUCCCAUGGAGUUGAAUGAUUCCCGGAAUUGUGAUGUUUUUGAUGAGUCUGUUUUCAUGCUGUCAAAAUAUGGAAAAGAAGAGAAUGGGGAUCAUUUUAACUUCUCAAGGGAUAUAGAAUCAAAGCCUUUCCCAAAAAAGGGUAAUGGUGAUAGUCUUGUCGCGGGUGGUAUAAAUGGACAUGAUUUUGAUGAUGCGAGUUUAGAAACAGAAGCGAGGACUGAUGUAGCCAAGGAUGAGGAGGAUGAUUUUGAAACCACAGUAGGGGGCAAAUCUGCUGAUAUGGACAACAGUAAAGGGAGAUUAAGCCAGGAAUCUGACAAUUCUGCUAAUUCUGGUUAUGGAAACAUCAAUGCUCUCGGGAGUCUUUCCCAGGCAGGCCAUGUGUCUGCUACUGAAUUGCCAACUUCCAUGUCUUCUCUUUUUCGUUCCAUAGGAUCCAUACAGGACUCUCCUGGGGGAAGCCCUGGAUCUUGGAACCAACGUGUACACAAUCCAUUUUCCUUUUCAAAUGAAAUCUCCGACAUUGAUGCUUCUGAUUCACCACUUGGGAGCCCGGCUUGGAAUUCUUACUCUCUUGCACAAAAUGAUGAUGAUGCUAGAACAAGAAAAAAGUGGGGAGCUGCUCAGAAACCUAUUGUUGGUGACUCAUCACAUAGUCUAUCACGCAAGGACGUUGCCAAAGGUUUUAAGCGAUUCCUGAAAUUCGGAAGGAAGAAUCGUGCAGCUGAGAGUAUGGCAGACUGGAUAUCUGCAACAACCUCUGAAGGAGAUGAUGAUACUGAAGAUGGAAGAGAUCUCGCUAAUCGGUCAUCAGAAGAUUUGAGAAAGUCUAGAAUGGGGUUCUCCCACAGCCAUCAUUCUGAUGAGGGAUUCAAUGAAAGCGAGAGCUUUAGUGACCAAGUUCAUGGAUUACAAGGCUCAAUCUCAACAUUGCCAUCAAAUUUCAAAUUGAAGGAGGAACAUCUAUUGGGAAGCUCUCCUAAAGCUCCAAAGUCAUUCUUCUCACUUUCAAAUUUCCGGAGCAAAGGAAGCGAGUCAAAAUUCCGAUAAACUCAUUUCAAUCAACUACACCAAAUGGCAAAGCGUAUGCUCCACCCAAAGGUAGCUAGUUGUAUAUUUCCUCAAGCAUAUAUUGUAAAUGAUGAGAUACAAAAAAAUGUAACCUCAGUUUCUCGAGGUAAAAAAGCAGCUACACCGCGGAGUUCUUUUGAUACAACAAAUGUAGUUGGUAUCCAAGAUAUUAUUGCAAGUAUAUUUGUAAUGGUUGAACAGAAACAGACACAAAUUGGCUGAAUGAUACUGUGAUUUUUGGUAGUGCCACAGCAUUCUUUUUACAGAUGUAUUGUAUAGUGGACACUGGUAGUGCUCCCACAGAUUUUGUGCAACUAUUCAUGGGACUUAUUUUCUCCAUUGAUGGAAGUGAUUUUCACACUACCGAAGUUAAUAACCAUCCCUUGUGUAACAAGAACUUGGUAGUGUUGAAAUCCUGCUUUUGAGGUGUAAAUGUGUAAUAAUUCAGCUCCUUUUCUGUUGAAUGUGGUAUAGUUGAAUGUAUUAUAUUAUAAAGACUUUAAUAUUUUUUUUCGGCUUAAGGCUUUGACAUUACGAAUUUUACAAGCUACACCAUGGAUGGAUGGCCAAUUUAAGAUAAUUUGUGUUCAAAUGCCAAAUUAAUCUUCACCCAUUAAUAUUGUAGCUACAAAAUGA
Amaranthus tricolor (Joseph's coat) is the source of this 5247-nucleotide messenger RNA. RefSeq lists its product as uncharacterized. NCBI's taxonomy places the organism in Eukaryota, Viridiplantae, Streptophyta, Magnoliopsida, Caryophyllales, Amaranthaceae. The transcript has 11 exons. The coding region runs from base 445 to 4590 and encodes 1381 amino acids. The record is from RefSeq and is a predicted model, not a curated record.